AUGCGAGAGAGACUGCAGGUAGAUUCAUAUAAGAUGAGCCGGCUGUACUUUGUGUCGGGAGUAACGGGAGUUUUCUUUCUAAUGGCAUGCUCCUUUUGCUGCAUAGAGUUCAAAAACAAGAAUAAGAUGCUGGGGGCGUCCUUGGAGGGGGCUUUGAAAGAGGACAGUGCAAGUUUCCAGGCGGAGAUUAUGGGUUGUGGCCCUUGUACGGAUGUGCCCGCAGGGAGUAAGGAGCUGAACGAUGUGAGCGAGGAGAAGGGCGUGCAUAAUGCGAAUGGCUUGAGUCUUUUGGAUGGCCAGGACAGUCCAAAUGACCAGACUUCUUGGGUUGACAGCGAUAGAACGAGCGAAGUUUUAAGCCCAUUGAAUAGUCCGGAUAAUGGCGCGGAUAAUAGCUUGGAUAGUCCCAUUGAAGACGUAAAUAACACUGAGUUUACACAAGAUGGUCCCCAUGAAGAGGUGGGCUCAGAAUAUUCAGAGAAAGAAAAAUCCCUGAGUGAAGAGCUAACAGACGCUGAAAAAACUUUCGUGCAUGACCCUUCAAAAAGCUAUGACGACUGGGUGGAUAUUAAGCGCAUUUUUGACGGACUGCAGGAUAAGACCUUUUUAAACUUGCUUUUGGAGCUGGGCCCUGUGCUAAGCGUCAAGUUGCAGCGCCUUCAGAGUAUACAGAAAUCUUUCGAAGAGUACUCUUUCCUGAAUUCGAUCCCCGGGUGGAGCGAGGAAAUAGUUGUUCAGGCUAUUAAGUUCAUCGAAAAGGUUGCGCCCACCGCAGGCCCAAACAGCCUAACCCCCAAUAAGAAUAUGUCCAUAUCAAAACCAGUCACGGUCGGAGAUGCCCUUGAAAUCAUGGAGGUCCUGCAGAACUGCAAUCUGCCAAGUGAGAAUGCAUGCAUGGAAAUUCACAUAGAAUCGGAGGAGAGUAAAAGCAUGAUUUAUACUGGAAUAAUUAUUUUGCUCAAUAACCCGCAGAUAUACGCCGACCUCAAGGUCUUUGAAUACGACUUUAUUGCGGAGGUAUUCAAGAAAAAAGCCUCUAGACGCACAAAAGAUGACCCGGAGAACGAAACAAAAUACAAUGAUAGGUGCACUGAACUGACUGAGAUCGUAUCGAAGCUCGCAAAUAUUGCCAAAGCCCUGCCCGGCCUGCCCACCAUGGAUAAUGUCGACUCUAGGGCCCUGGAUGAGCUGAAAAGUGCAGCUACCUUGCUGGAGAAGCCCAAAAUAUAUCCUGUCGUGCUCGAAAAGGAAUGCCCCGCCGACAGCCCAACCUACAACCAUGCCUGUGAUGUCUACGCGCUUCUUCUUAGGACUAUUCGGGAGUUCUAUGCUGACUGCCCGUACUGGGCGAAUGGCAUUCGAGUUGCAGGAAAGCAGGCAGUUAGGUCGGAGCGAAGCAUCAAGCAUGUUUUUCCCAAAGACUUCUCCGCGCCAAAAGAGACUAUAUCUGCAACCAGCGGUUCUUACUUGAAAAGCAAUUCUAGCAAGAUAGAUACGGCUGGUUCUUUGGAGAAUUGGUCUUGGUGCAACAUAAUUUAUGUCGACAAUGAAGAGCAAACUGCUAUGAACAUUUUUCUUCCUCUGUAUAAAAAUCAUUUCACGAUAAAACACGAGACAAUAGUAUCCUAUAUUUCAUGCAUGUACGGAAAGCCGGAGAAAAACAUCCAUGCAAUAGAAAUCUGCAGAAAAACCCAUUCUUGCACAUACAUAGACCCUCAAAUUGGCCACAUAAAUGUUGCAAGCAGCACCGCCCCCACGGUCUUCUACUACAUAAAGGAAGCAUCCUCCCCGGAUGCGGAUGUGAAACUUUUCCCGUUCAUUUUCCAGCAGCCAAAAGACUCCGAGGAAGGGAAAAUGGGAUCAGACGCGUAUUCUCUUCCUCUGUUCCUCAACGACUUGAUGGUCAUGUCCAUUUCUCUCUCGGCGUACACGUACACCAACAAUGAGGACAUAGAAAUCGACGAAAUGGACCCUGUACGUUGCCUAAAGACGAUGAACAAUCUAGCCCCGCGCGUGCUUGAUUUCACUCAGAAGGGAAACGGGUCAAGGUCAUUCUGCUACUUGGAAAUGCCGGGUUUCCACAGCUGCCCGAAAUUAGAAAAUAAGGACACAAAUGUUGCGGGGAUUUCAAUCAAUAUCGACGCGAAUAACCCGAAGAGCAAAGACACAGUCGAAUGCACAGCCAUGAUCAUUGAGAGAGGGCAAACCCGAAACAUUAAGUAUCCCGAAGUUGGAAUAUCCCAAGUCAUCUCGCAGGACAUGUGCGGAAACAGUGCGCAUGUUAUAUUUACCAUCUUCAAGGGCAAACAUAAAACUAAUCCCAGCCAGAGCCCGAAUAAUAUUUCGAAUGAAAGUUGCAAAAGGUUCUUUUCCAUUAAGAAUGUAUUAUCACCGCGCCAAAACAAGUCCCUGCGGUCCAUAUCAUUAAAUUCUGAUUUGCACAUUAGGUAUAUGAUUAUGCAGGCAUCGCCUCGCGCGCAGAAAGCCCAACUAGGCCUAUUAGGAAGCCUCACAUACGCUUUAAUCCAUUUAAAGCAAGAGCAAAUAACUGCCCCUAUAUAG
Molecule: messenger RNA, 2562 nt
Organism: Nematocida major
Lineage: Eukaryota; Fungi; Microsporidia
Exons: 1
Coding region: 1-2562 (853 amino acids)
Source: RefSeq, a predicted model, not a curated record